This is a messenger RNA of Akanthomyces muscarius, 2055 nucleotides long. RefSeq lists its product as uncharacterized. The coding region runs from base 1 to 2055 and encodes 684 amino acids. The transcript is spliced from 5 exons. Gene Ontology annotation, biological process: RNA 3'-end processing. NCBI's taxonomy places the organism in Eukaryota, Fungi, Ascomycota, Sordariomycetes, Hypocreales, Cordycipitaceae. The record is from RefSeq and is a predicted model, not a curated record. Gene Ontology annotation, molecular function: nucleotidyltransferase activity.
AUGGAGAACCGGCCGUCGACGUCCGAAUCCAAACAGUCUUAUCCCGCACAGGUUUGGAGCACCCCGGCCACGGCAACACCAGGCUCCAAGAACACAGCUGCUGCCGAUCGACCUCAGGAAGCCUCGACCGCGCAGACAGUCCCCUUCCCGACGCAUCUCGAGUUUCUUCCUCUUUGGAUCCCUCAGCAGUCAAAUAUAUACCACGCACAGCUUCUUCACUACAACAAACUCAUCUCGCCAACGAGGGGUGGUGGCCUGCAGACGCCGCCACUCCCUCCUGUUGUCACCUUGCCUCCCGUCCAGGCCGCGCCGAGAUCGCGUACUUCUAGUAGGGCAUCGCUGAAAGAACACACGCCUGGCAAGUCGACCACGUCAUCGGGAAAUGGGAGCCGAUCGAGUCAGAACUUCGAAAAGAACCGUUUGGUUAUAACCUCCAAAGACGCUCCGGCCAAGAUGCCUGCCAGGCAAGGGGCGGAGUCGUCCAAAAACUGGGCGCAGAGAACUGCGGUCCUCUCUACAUCGCCUCAGGGCCAGACGCACUCGAGUUCGGUCCCUUCCACGCCCCACCAGCACGCGAGACAGUUUUCUUUCGAAUCUCGCGAUCCCUCUCCCAAUGCCGGUACGAACCACUCACCACGCUCCGCCUACUCGGAAACGAAUAGCACUCUGCCUUCCCUGCGUCCUUUGCCACCGCGCCUCGGCGGAUGCAAAUAUGAGACUUCCCAAAUCAAUUCCAGAAGGAGAAUACCAUACUCUGUUGGCAGUGAUCGCCUAGAGAAGCUCGAUAUGCGAACUGUGGCCCCCAAGCUUGGCGAAGAGGAGGAAGAAAAACUGUCCAAGGACAUGAAAGAGAUGUACGACAAGCUGCUUCCAACAGAUCAAGUCGAAAAGAAUCGAAAACGAUUGGUUGAGAAGCUCGAGAAAAUCUUCAACGAGGAAUGGCCAGGCCACGAUAUCAAGGUUCAUCUAUUCGGAUCUUCUGGCAAUCUACUCUGCUCAGAUUCUUCCGAUGUAGACAUUUGCAUCACCACGGCUUGGCGCGAGCUGGAAGGCGUCUGCAUCAUUGCUGACCUGCUUGCUCGACGAGGAAUGGAAAAGGUUGUUUGCAUCUCUGCCGCCAAAGUCCCGAUCGUCAAGAUUUGGGAUCCCGAACUUGGCCUUGCUUGCGACAUGAACGUCAACAAUACAGUCGCGCUCGAAAAUACUCGAAUGGUUCGCACAUACGUCGAGGCUGACCCUCGAUCAAUGACGCUGCAUUCGGUGCUUCGUAACCCGGCCGUUCUCCCCGCCCUGCAUCAGUUACCAUACAAGUUACCUAAGCCUGACGGCUCCGUCGGCGAUUUUGCCGACAACAUGAAGAAAAUCAAGGGCUUCGGCAACAAGAAUAAAUCCUCGGAAGCCGAACUACUGUUCCAGUUUUUUCGAUUUUAUGCACACGAAUUUGAUUACGAUAAGCACGUCCUAUCCGUGAGACUCGGUCGAAUUAUGACGAAAUCCGAUAAGAAAUGGAAUUACGCAUUGAACAAUCAACUCUGUGUAGAGGAACCGUUCAACACGACAAGAAACCUGGGAAAUACAGCCGACGAAUACUCUUUUCGUGGCCUACACCUUGAACUUCGAAGAGCAUUCGAUCUCAUUUCUCAGGGAAAGCUACCUGAAGCUUGCGAGCAGUUUGUGUUUCCCAAAGAAGAACGUGUCUCGUUUCGACCUGCGCCUCAGCCUCGCCCUGUACUGCUGCGAAGCUCAUCGCAAUCGCAGCCUAGCCGAGGUGGUCGUGGCAAUCAUAGAGGAAAUCGCCACAACAACAACUUUCGCGGCGGGGGAUCUAACAGACGUGCCUCAUCCAGUGUGCCGGCGGCCUACGAUGCCAACAUGUUUAUUGCGCCUGUAAAUAUGGCGCAGGACCUAGAUGGCGUAUCAGCAGCAGCUCAAUCUCUACGCAAAUUCGCCCGCUUUCCUACAACACCAGAAUAUGAGCCAGCAGCAGCAGAGAAUGUCUGGCAGCUCAAGCUCCGGUCAGCAAUCGUCAGAUCGCUCCCGAACGAAUUCGUUUGA